This is a messenger RNA of Vigna radiata var. radiata (mung bean), 814 nucleotides long. RefSeq lists its product as uncharacterized. The transcript is spliced from 2 exons. The record is from RefSeq and is a predicted model, not a curated record. Lineage: Eukaryota; Viridiplantae; Streptophyta; Magnoliopsida; Fabales; Fabaceae. The coding region runs from base 263 to 646 and encodes 127 amino acids.
UUUCAACUUUUCAACUUUAGUAUUGUAUUGUUCCCAUCACAACAUUCACAUGCCAUUCCCAUUGCACAUCACAGAAAAAUCCAAAAUCUUAGGAUAAUUAAGCCAAUCACAAUUCAUUAUUCCAACCCAACGGCUAUAUUUUCUUCCCUCUCUCAUUCAUUAUUCAACCAUUAUUCAUUAUCUCGUAACGGUCCUCAGCACAGAACAUAUAUAGUGUUGUUAAUAUUACCUUACAUAACAUAAAUAGUGCUAAGGUUCCAUUAUGUCAAUUAUUGUUUCACUUCCAAUGGAGACUGCUAAGGUUCAACAUGUAACCAAAAGAUCUUCGGAUGAGCUUCUGAAGAAGUUUGCAGAAGUGGGUUGUGACGAAGGUGGAAAAAGGAGAAGGAAGAAGAGGAGAGAACAUGAAUUGUGUGACUUUGACAGCCCUUCAACAGGUAGUGCCGCCGUCGUCGAAAGGAGGUCCCUUCUGCUGCCCAAGUUGACACGCAGGUCGGUGCUGCUCCGGCAGCUCAGGGUCAGAAACAACUCAUCACUCUUUCGAAACAUUCAUAAGACAUGGCGUAGAACCAUUGAAGGUGCAUCCAAAGUUUUCUUGGAAAAGCAUUAUCAUCGUCAUAAGCGUUUGAUCAAUGACAGUGUUUAGGCUCUGUUAAAAAAAUGUACAACUUCUCUUUCUGCAUCUGUGCAAACCUUUGUAUAUUUUCCCUUUGUAAUUUCUUCUCCCUGUUUUUCAUUCUUUGAUUUCUAGUUUAUGUUUCCAUUCUCCAUUUUGUUAUAAUAUCUCCUUUGAAAUAGUAAAAAGAAAUAUAAC